AGCUAAAAAAGGGUAGCACAAAGCUGAUGCGUUUGAAGAAAAGGCAAUCAAAGUCUUGAAGAAAGCGAUGCGAACCUGUGUUUGAAUUUUCCAAGAUUGGAAAAGUCUCUCCCCUUUUGACAAAGUGAGUUAAAUUCUGGGCUAGAGGCAGGGCAAAGCAGUGGAUCUCUUGGUGCAGCACAACCGUGUGGGAAAGAUCAGGCGACUGGGAAGCGGGGAGGAAUGAGAAAUUAUCACUCCGGUUGCCCCCAGCCAUUGUUAGAUGGAUCAACAUAAUAGGCUUUGUAAAGUCUAGCCCCCUGGGUAAUGUCAUGAUUUUGGCUCCUUUGGGAACGUUUGCACGGCAGUGUUUCCAGCACGCCUUCCGUAGCGUUCCUCUGUAUUUUCAUUUGCCUCGGGGUAAUACCCCGAUAAUAACUUGCUGGGGUGAGAUGAAGAAAUUGGACCUUUGAGGCAGGUGACUCAGGAAGAAUUGCUUGGGUUUGUUCCGUGUCACCUUCACGAUUCCUGUCUUUUUUUUCAGGGAAGUCCUUUUAUAUACAGCUAUUUGAAUAAAGGCUGCAGAACCUGAAUGAGCACCCUCUGCAAUUUGACCAAAGGAGGGCUUAACUUCAUCAGCGAGUCUGGAACGAGUUCGGUGCAGAUCACGUUUGAAGAGGGUCCUCAGCUACCGCCGACCGCAAAUAUAAGUUGUGUGACGUGCAAGGGACAGUCGGACCACAGCAUGGUGCUACACUGCCGUCUGUCUGCUGAAGCUGUGAAGUUCCCCGUCUCUGUUACUCAGCAAUCCCCGGCUGCUGUUUCUGUGGACACCUAUCACGUCACUUUGGCUGUGCUGCAGGCUCAGGUGGAGAUCCACUUGGAGGAGAUACAGAACGAAGGUCUUCUGGUGUCGUGGACUUUCAAGGACAGACCAGACUUGAACCUUUCGGUUCUUCCGAGACUUCAGCUUCGCGAGAAGAAUGAAGGGAGAGCGGAUCUGUCCACCAUAAAGGAUUUGAUCGAGGAUGCCAUUGUCAGCACGCAGCCAGCCAUGGUGGUGAAUCUGAAGGCCUGCACCGCGGGAGCCAGCGCGGCACCCAGCAAUAAGCUGUCUCGAGAGUCCCCGUCCGGAGUAGCAGCAGCCCCUCUCGGUUCCAAGCUGUUGGUCCGGAAUCUUCGAGUGCUGAACUUGGGCUGCCAGGGGAAGGGAGGAGCUGGGGAGAUUCGCUGCGUCGUGGAGCUCGACAGCCCCCCGCAGCAGAAGCGGACGAGGCCAGCGAGAGCUGGCGGUGCCGGCGCUGCAGCAGAGAUGGAGUGGAAUGAGGAGCUCUUUCUGGAGUUGGGACCUAGAAGUAAAGAGCUGAAGCUACAGGUGCUGGGGAACAGUGACGGAGGGGGAAGUGUGCUGCUGGCACAUGCCAUGCUUCUGCUUGAUUCCGUGGGCAAACAACCGUCUGGGAGGCAGGUCUGCUCUCUGGCCCCAGGAGCUGGGCGGUCACUGGCGGCUGAAGCUACUAUUAUAUUGGAGCUGCUGUUCCAGGAGUCCACCGCAUCUUUGAACGCUCAGCAUGCUGCAUCUCUGCGAACCAGCAUCACCCCCACUAAGAAGGUGGAGAUGGACCGGACCAUCAUGCCCGACGGCACCAUCGUGACUACCGUCACCACGAUUCAGUCCCGGCCCAAGGCAGACUGCAAACUGGAUUCACCAUCGAGGUCGCCUUCCAAGGUGGAAGUGACUGAAAAGAAGACGACGGUGCUUUUGGAGAGCGGCUGCCCUCGCGGCCCCUUGCCCGGCAGUAGCCGGGAUAGCCAUAUGCCCAACGGCUUGGAUCCGGUGGCCGAGACGGCGAUCAGGCAGCUAACCGAGACGAAUAACAAGCCCGCCAAGAAGACUCCGACAAAACGUAGCACGCUGAUCAUCUCGGGAGUUUCCAAGGUACCUAUCGCUCAAGAUGAGAUGGCACUUUCUCUGGGUUACGCGGCAUCGCUGGAGGCCACGGCGUAUGGGGAUUCUGCGGCAGAGCACGUGGCCGACCGGAUGCGUGAUUUUACCGAAUCGUCACAGCUGCUGGAAGCGUCACCGUCGGGACAAAGGGCCAGUCAGGAGCUGGAUGAGACGACGCGAUCGGACAUCUCCGAGAGACCGUCGGUGGAAGACGUUGAGUCUGAAACUGGCUCCACGGGAGCCCUUGAGACCAGGAGCUUGAAAGAUCACAAAGUUAGCUUUCUUCGGAGCGGUACCAAGCUCAUCUUCCGGAGAAGGAGCAAGCAGAAGGAAGCGGGCCUGAGCCAGUCACACGAUGACUUGUCCAACGUCACCGCCAACUCCACCGCCGGGAAGAAAGCCGGCAGCUUCUCCCGCCGCCUCAUCAAGCGCUUCUCCUUCAAGUCUAAAUCCAAACCCAAAGCUGGUGAUGGCGCGACGUCGGGUGAGAACUGAAGGAGGGAGAAGCCCAUCGGAAAGAUCGCACAGAGGUCCUUUUCUAGUCUCUUGUCUUCCCGCUCCGUGGUAUCUGUGACCUGCAGUCCAGUUCCUUCCGACCUUGGCUGAGGGAAGACGCCCCAGUGCUUCGUGCCGUUUGAGGAGCAGAGGUGGUGGAUCUGAGCUUCGGCUGCUCGUCCGCCUUGGCGUAGCCUUUUCCGACUGUCGUACCCCACCGCGCUCUCCCAGAAAGUCCAGGCGGCAUGCGAAUCCCUGUGGGGAUCCCGGGAGCUGCGGAAGCGACUCUGCCUGUGUAGCUGGCAUCGCCGGGUGCAUCCUGGAAAAGCAGGGGGGCCUCUCGAGUGGCAACCCUCCGAGUUAAAGAUCGAGAAACUACCAGGUUAGCUACAUUGCCGAGCGAUGCGGGCUUCGCUUGGCUCGCUAGGCGAGAGCGAGUGAGGCGGUCGCUGGCUGUUUAAAUGCUCUCGUCGCUUCUGCUCGGGGCAGAGGCUGUAACCCGUGUUGUGGUGUGAGGCAACGCGUUCCUGGGCUGUGAGCUGUCAGGAGAACGAGCGGUGGUUUUCCACCCGGCUCUGCCACCGGAACAGUCUCCGUUUCAGACGGUGCUGAGGGAUGCCUCCUUUCAGUGCUGUACUGAUGGAAGAAGGAGUCUCUAAGAAGAAGGAGAUUUUAACCACUGGGCAAAUUUUUGUAGCGGUCCGGGCUCUUGCGAGAGCGUCUGGUCGGUACCGUCAGUGCUGCGACCCUGUAACAUGGCCCUCCUUCGGCAUCCAUGCUCUUGUACGGGGAAGGGGCUGUGCCACCCGCCUGCUGUUGUACGAGCGGAACUCUUUCCCUCGGGGGCAGUUGGGGCUGUUGCCGGCUGGGUGCCCGGCGGUCUCCCGGACCUGCGGAGCGCCUGGCCUCUCACGGUUCUCACGCCGAGGAAUGGGGCAACGCUAGCGAGAGGGCGAUCUGACGUGGAGCGUGAAGCCACGUGGUGGAAAGAGGCGAGAAUUUUCGUGUUUUUGCCGAUUAAAGGGUUUCUUGGAAUAGAGGGAGCCUUUCUUGAUUCCAUCUGGCAUUUCCUUUCUUCUAGCAAACCCAAUCCACCGUGUUCAAAUGGUAGGUGUUUCCGCCGCGGGUAUUUGCGGAGGGAGAGACGCGCGGGGGAAAAGCGACUCCUCGUGCAGGAGGAGACUGCCCUUCUAGAUGAACGGUUUACCGGUAUCGUGACGUAUGCAUGUUGCGACUAUCCCCGGGGGGAGUCUGGAUAGUCUAACGACACUCUUUGAGAAACGCUCACGCCCUGUCAGAAUACCUGGUUUUAAUGGAAGCUCCUGCUGUCCUGUGGGUUGUAGAGUUAAGUAGACGGGGCAAAGGGGAGGAAAACCCUCCCUGAAAAGCGAUCGCCUCAGCCCGGCGGGAUUCAUUAGCUCUGCUCCCCUGUUAAAGUACCUCCCGAGGUGGGGACCGUCACCUUACGUGGGAUGCGACCGAACGAAAAAGCAGUCGUUUUCUUUACGGUGCGCAUAAAACAACGUGUCGUGUUCUUCAGAAGGAGAAGUCCCAGCUUACUGAUAACAGCCAUCGCGUGCUAUUUCCCGAGACCUGAAUGUGUUUGUUAUGCCUCUGUGAAAGGAUAUACAGGCGGGAAUUUUGGGGCGUCUCUUGAAAGCAUCUUGUGGUAGAGAAGGCUGGAGUCGCCUGGGGCUAGAGUUGAAAGUGCCAGUGCUUGCCAGCCGGAAGGACUCUUUGUCCUGGUUGGGCAUGUGUGAAAAAUUGGACUGGUCUGGCUGGCUGACCGGUAACCUCUUCUCCGUCUGUUUGGUUUCGUCCGGGAGUCUUUCUGUCAUCCCCAAGCUCUUCUGUGUCUUUUAUCCGUUGUUUCUUUCCUCGUCCGCACAGUACCGUGGCUUUGUUUGCAGCUCCGUGCGCUGUUUCAUGCUGAAAAUAAUUUUCAUCGAUGCAAGCGACCAGUUCCUGCCGCGGCACUGCUGGAAGUUGGUGCUCUGCAGCUCACCUCGAGCGACCCGGCCACCGGUACUUCCUUUGCCGUGUCAUUGCGGCGUCGCGCACGAUUCUGUCCUUCGCAGAUGUGCCCUCGUUCCCAGGGCCUCGGGGUUUGGUUCCGUCCUCUGGCACCGUCCCCGCUACGACUCCGCCUCUGUCGCCAACAGUACUUGACGCUCCGUUUUCGGUUUUUCUUUUUUCCUCAAUACUAUGUCUGAGUUGCUUUGAAUGAGAAGCGCCGGUCUUGCUCGUAGGAAGGAGGCGACGGGAAAGCAAAGAGUAAAACCGGAACUUGAGUUCUUCACCGGCCUUGGGGUCCGAGGAUCCCGUUCUAGCUGUAUUAAAUGGGCAGUUCCUGCCAUACGUCCGUAUGAGAAGAAAAGAAAUCUCUUAUGUAUUUAAUCCCUGCUAGUACUUCUGGCUUUAGGACAGAAGAAAUGCUAUUUAAAAUCUGCUUUUUCCUGUUUAACUUCUUCUGGAUACCCACGCUCUCGCCUCGGUGCCGUUGCACCUCGGGGUCUGUGAUGUUUCGUUGUGCCUGGGACCACGGAGCGACCCCAGCACGCGGUGCGGGCCGCCAUCUAACGUUUUAGACUCGAAUGAUCUGCAGUCGCCAGAUUGUUGUCUCAGGGUAGGCUCAAUAUUUGCGCCUUGUGAAAUCGGUUCUUGAUCGAGUAUGUGGGGGAAGAAGAGCGGCAGAGCAGCGGGCUUGAACGCACAGAGACUUCCGAAGGAGUUUGGUCCUGCUUAUGAAGGCAGAUGCUGCGUUUCACUGCCGGCUACACGAGUAGAAACGUGACUGGUAAAUGAAGCCAAAGUAUAUAUUUUGGGGUUUGGCGGGGGGGGGCUUUUUUCCGUUGGAUUUUUUUUGGUGUGUUUUUUUUUUUCCCCUAUUUUGGCUGAAAGGAGUUACUGGAGCUCACCUAUGCUGGGUAUUUUUAUUUCUCUGAAGAAAAUAGAUUUCUCUAGCUGUAAGUAUGCUUGUAAGUAUAUUUCUGUCCAGAUACGUCCUCUCCCUGUGUUUUGGUAAGGCUUUUUAAGAGCCUCCCCGUCGAAGCGUCGGCCCGUGAGGGUUAUCUUCUUGAGGCGAGAGAAAACGGGCACGUGAAGAAAUGGAGGGAACCGCGAAACCUCAGUGUGUCGGGGAUGCCUUAAGCUUUAGCGUGAUGGGUGUCUGAGGCCCGGUACUCGGAGAGGGCGCUCGAAGGCCACGUGCUUGAGGGCAGAGGGAUCGCACGCGUGUUCAUACGCGCUUGGAAUUAGAGCACACUCUGCAAAUACCGGUCACGCUGCAAAGUGACUGAGGACGACGGGGUGAGCGGGAAAGCGGCAUUCCCGGCCUCUGUGGCAUCCACAGAAUAUUUAUUACAGUGACCUCCGCGGGGGCGGACUCGAGCGAGUCUGGCUUCUGCCCCUGCGAGCACCCUCCUGCUGUGAUGUCGAGCUGGGUUUUUAGGCAGACAAUUGGCUGAAGAGAGAGUGAGAGGAGCCUACUCGGCUAGAGAGCUAGUCACAGAACCGCCGAGCGGAGGGGAGCGUAACGAGAACUUCAAACUGACAUAAGGGGGCCACGGGCACGUGCCGUUUCUAGACUAGAACUGGGCGCGCAGCAAAGCUUACGCUUACGGUGUUUUCAUUCGGCUUUUUUUGUCUUUAGGGAUGCCGCUUCCUUCCUUACUCUCGGUUCAUUGUUUGCUAAACUUACAGAGAAGUCAUUUCUGGGUAGCUCUCGAGACGCUCGAAUGUUGGGCGGCCGGCAUUUGCGCCCUUUGGGGUCUUUUGCUGUGUUCUCCCCUCCUUCCCUCCCGCCCCCGAAGGCCCGGUGAGCGUCACGGCAGAGUAACGAUUGCAGCGGCGGUCAAACUUCUGGAAAAGGUCUUUGUCUGCUUCUAGAGAGGUGACUGACCGCUCCACGCCGCCUUUCCUUGCUCAAACAGGUACCGGACCAAAUACCCAUGCUGACUUUGAAUUAGCGCCUCUCCUUGUGCGUGCUCUUUUGUACUUUGAUGCCUUUUCUCUGGGUGGAUUCUUUUAACCCCAGAUGGUUUAGAGGGGGAAAAAAAAUUUGGAACAGUGUAGCUAUUUAAGAGGUAAGAAUAAUCUGACCUAUUUCAGACUAAACGAAUGAAGUUCUUGUACCUUUGUAAAUGUUGAAGAAUUCCAUUGCUGUGUAAUGGCUGAACCUGUUAACUUAUUAAACCGUAAGGAAAUUGGAA
Messenger RNA from Calidris pugnax (ruff), 6633 nucleotides. It is a transcript of the gene C2CD2L, whose product is annotated as C2CD2-like. The record is from RefSeq and is a predicted model, not a curated record. Gene Ontology annotation, molecular function: phosphatidylinositol binding; phosphatidylinositol transfer activity. Gene Ontology annotation, biological process: positive regulation of insulin secretion involved in cellular response to glucose stimulus. The coding region runs from base 572 to 2422 and encodes 616 amino acids. The transcript has 14 exons. Lineage: Eukaryota; Metazoa; Chordata; Aves; Charadriiformes; Scolopacidae. Gene Ontology annotation, cellular component: cytoplasmic side of apical plasma membrane.